AUGCGUUCAGGGCCGCUGAGCGCCGGCUGGCCGCGCUGCAGCUGCCUCCGAGCGGAGCCACGCUCGGGCACGUCACUGCCCCGAGAAGCGUGGCCGGCAGGGGGCCAUCCCAAACGUCGCUCGCACAUGCGCAAACUGCCGAGAACAGGACUUGGAAAGAGGCCGGCUUUCCGCGUGGAGCUGAACCCGGGCAGCCCAGCAGGGGACCUGCGUGUGGGGUCAGGCGUGUACCACUCCGCGCACGGCUCCGAUGCGCAAACUGAGGCGGGGUCUCUGCAGCAGACUCCCGCCUUCUCCAGGGAGCUCCUCACCAGAGGACACGCCGACACUGGCCCUUGUGAAGUUGGGGGCCGCCAGCACUGGGGCCCGGCCGCUAGUUACGGUGCUGAGCCCGAUGCAGAGCAGCUUACGGGGCGCACGCCGACGCCGGCUGCAGGCUCUGGGCGCUGCGGCGAGCGGGAAAACCUCGGACGAGAGGCUGUCGGCGCCGAGAGCCGGCGACCGGGUUUCACCCGCUGCCGCCUGCUGGUCUCCGAGCGCCUCCUGCCCGUGAAGCCUCCUUAUGCUGUCCUGCCCGGCAUCCUGCAGAAGCACUGCUGCCUCUCCCCCGACAGGAACACAGGUCAGGCGGCUGACCGGUCCUUUUCCGUGUUUGCUUUGGCCAAGGGCUCCCCCGGCACCGUGGCUGACCAGCCUCUGUGGUUGGCUGUGAGGUCCCACGGCCCAGACCUCCAGCUCCGACGCCCGGCCCAGCUGGUGCCACUGCCCUCCCAGGACGUGCUGCUGCAGUGGACGUUGUGUGGCCAUUCUGGGGAGUUCUGUUCGGCAGGGCCGGGGGGGCCCCGGGGUGCCCCUGGCCGGGCCAGGCAGCACCAGAAGCCACCGCCGGCCGGCCCCUGCGCCGAGGAGCCGAAACCGGGGAACGCCUGCCGCCUCCGAGACUUUCUGCUGUUCCCAUCCCCGCAGCCUCCGCGAGACGCCCAGCUGGGAAUCGAGCGGCAGGUUCCCGUCAGCGUGGGUGCCGUGUCCGCCUGCAUCUCCUCGGGGACGGUGUCGUGCGACCGCGUGCCCACGGGCCUGUUGGCCAUUCCUGUGCCAGGGCUGGGGGCAGCAGCGGACUCCGGCCGAGCCUGGGCUGAGGGCGCAGCCCUCUCGGCGGGGGGCCUCAUCCUGCCUGCCGCAGGCAGCCUCAUCUUUGGAGUCCGACGGGCGGGACCUGAACUCGACCCGCCCAGCGGCAGCUCCGGAGGCAACCCCGCUUUGACGGCCCCCGUCCCCUUGGUGGUGGAUGGGAAACCCGCCACGGCUCCAGAUCAACUGCGGUGCCUGCCGUAUUUUGCGGUGUGUGACUCGCACUUUUUCUUGCCCAAGUUUUUGAGGGAAAAGAGGCCGCUGCCUGCGCGGGGUCGUCUGUGCAAUGAGAUUACCGACGUUCGUCUGAAACUCGGGAGCCGGCGGCGGCUGCCCGUGGCUGACGUCGGGCCGGCGCGGCCGCCCCUCCCUGCUCCCUGCUCCCCGCGCCCCGGCGGGUCCCCGGCGGAGGCCCGAGCCCGGCUCCGCGGCGGCGUCUGCGGCGGCCCCGCGUCCACCCAGACCGCGCUCCGGAUCCGCGUUUUCCCUGGCGCCGGGGUAUGUGGGACACGCACCGCGAGCCGAUGCCGCGCGCGCUGCAGUCCCCCGGCGGCCGCGGCAGAGCCCCGCGCCCGGGCGUCCACGCCGGCUGACCUGCUCCCCGCGUGCACGCGGCCCCGCCGCCGCCGCCGCCUGCCCCGACUCCGCACCGUCCCCCCGGUGCCCGGGGCGCUGAGACUCCGGGCUGCCCCCGGCGAGGGGCUGCGGCGAGCCGCGCGGCGGGCGCGCUGCCCGGAGUCGCAGUGCACGCUGUGCGGGGAGCCGGAAGAGGAAGAGGGCGGGGACCUGGUCCAGCCGGGCAUCAGCUUCCCGGGGCCGGCGGAGGAGGACCUAGACCAGCAGUACUCGUGGUCGCCCACCCAGCACUUCAAUGAGGACAGGUACUCCCCGGCCCCCAGGACCAUGAAAGGGCUGUCGGGGAGCCGGAACGCGCCCCCGCUGUGCUCGGGCCACACCUGCGGGCUCGCGCCCCCCGAGGACCUGCUGCUGGGGCCGGACGCGCGGCAGCCCUACCUGCUGAGCCCCGGGGACGGCUGCCCGCUGGACCACCGCCGCUGCUCGCCGCGCAGCUCCGUGCACUCCGAGUGCGUGAUGCUGCCCCUGGUGCUGGCCGACCACGUGUCCAGCAGCACCUUCCCCAGGAUGCACUACAGCUCCCACUACGACGCCAGGGACGACUGCGCCGGGCCCCACGCCGGCGCCAAGGCCAACCGGAUCCCCGCCAACCUCCUGGACCAGUUCGAGAAGCAGCUGCCGCUGCACAGGGACGGCUUCCACACGCUGCAGUACCAGAGGACGUCCUCGGCCAACGAGCCGCGCGGCGAGAGCCCGGGGCGCAUCCGGCACCUGGUGCACUCGGUGCAGAAGCUCUUCACCAAGUCCCACUCCCUGGAGGGCUCCUCCAAGGGCAACGCCAACGGGGCCAAGGGCGACGGCCGGGGCGAGGACCACCACGGCCACCACCCCAAGCACAGCAAGCGGAGCAAGAGCAAGGACCGCAAGCCCGAGGGCAAGCACCGGUCGGGCCUGAGCAGCUGGUGGAGCUCCGACGACAACCUGGACAGCGACAGCACCUGCCGGGCCUCCAGCGUGGUGCACCGGCACCUGGCGGACCACGCGCCCCACUGCUACCCGGAGCCACUGCCGGGCCCCUUCGGGGACCUCUCCCUGAAGACGUCCCGGAGCAACAACGACGUCAAGUGCUCCGCCUGCGAGGGCCUGGCCCUGACGCCCGACGCCAAGUACAUGAAGCGCAGCUCCUGGUCCACGCUGACCGUGAGCCAGGCCAAGGAGGCCUACCGCAAGAGCUCCCUGAACCUGGACAAGCCCCUGGUGCACCAGGAGAUCAAGGCGCCCUUGAGGCCGUGCCAUUACCUCCAGGUGCCGCAGGACGAGUGGGCCGGGUACCCGGCGGGCGGCAAGGACGAGAUCCCCUGCCGGAGGAUGCGCAGCGGCAGCUACAUCAAAGCCAUGGGCGACGAGGAGAGCGGGGAGUCGGACUCCAGCCCCAAGACGUCCCCGACGGUGGCCCUGCGGCCGGAGCCCCUGCUCACCUCGCUGGCGGGGCUGCACACCCAGAGCUACCUGCAGGCGGCCAGCGACGGGCCUGCCAGCCACAGCCUGGACCCCGCCGCCAACUACAGCUCCCCGAAGUUCCGCUCGCGGAACCAGAGCUACAUGAGAGCGGUCAGCACGCUGAGCCAGGCCAGCUGCGUGAGCCAGAUGAGCGAGGCCGAGGUCAACGGGCAGUUCGAGUCGGUGUGCGAGUCCGUCUUCGGGGAGGUCGAGUCUCAGGCCAUGGACGCCCUGGACCUGCCCGGCUGCUUCCGCACGCGGAGCCACAGCUACCUCCGGGCCAUCCAGGCCGGCUACUCCCAGGACGACGAGUGCCUCCCUGCGCUGACGCCCUGCCCCGCCACCUCCACCGUCAGGCCCGCGGCAGCGGUCUCGUACACGAACUACAAGAAAACGCCGCCGCCCGUGCCCCCUCGGACCACCUCCAAGCCCCUGAUCUCGGUGACGGCGCAGAGCAGCACGGAGUCCACGCAGGACGCCUACCAGGACGGCCGCGCCCAGAGGGUGUCCCCGUGGCCCCAGGACGGCCGGGGCCUCUACAACUCCACGGACAGUCUGGACAGCAACAAGGCCAUGAACCUGGCCCUGGAGACGGCUGCCGCCCAGCGCCUCGCCGACGGCCUGGGGCGGGCCAGCGACAAGGCGGAGGACUUCCUCCGGAGCCGGCACACCUCCAUCGGGAUCCAGGACUCUGAGUUCCCAGAGCGCCCGCCCUACCCAAGGUCAGAUGUGGAAACCGCGACCGACUCCGACACGGAGAGCCGGGGCCUGCGGGAGUACCACUCCGUCGGCGUGCAGGUGGAAGACGAGAAGCGGCGCGGGCGGUUCAAGCGCUCCAACAGCGUGACGGCGGGCGUGCAAGCGGACCUGGAGCUGGAGGGCUUCCCGGGACACGUCCCCACGGAGGACAAGGGCCUGCAGUUCGGCUCGUCCUUCCAGCGGCACUCGGAGCCCAGCACCCCGACGCAGUACGGCGCCGUGCGGACGGUGCGCACGCAGGGCCUCUUCAGCUACCGGGAGGACUACCGGGCGCCGGCGGACACGACGACCCUGCCGGCGCCCGAGCCCUGGCUGGAGCCGGCCGUGGACGCGGGGGACGGCGGGCGGGUGUCGCCCUGCCGCAGGGACGGCUCCUGGUUCCUGAAGCUGCUGCACACGGAGACGCAGAGGAUGGAGGGCUGGUGCAAGGAGAUGGAGCGGGAGGCGGAGGACAACGACCUCGCGGAGGAAAUUCUCGGCAAAAUCCGGAGCGCCGUGGGCAGCGCGCAGCUCCUGAUGUCACAGAAGUUCCAGCAGUUCUACUGGCUGUGCCAACAGAACAUGGACCCCAGCGCCAUGCCCAGACCCACCUCCCAGGACCUGGCCGGCUACUGGGACAUGCUGCAGCUCUCGGUGGAGGACGUCAGCAUGAAGUUCGACGAGCUGCACCAGCUGAAGCUCAACGACUGGAAGAUGGCAGAGUCUCCGGACAGGAAGGAGGAACGGAAGGCCCCCCCGCCAAUACCAAAGAAGCCCCCCAAAGGGAGACUUCCGGUCACGCGAGAGAAGUCCCUGGACCUGCCCGACAGGCAGCGGCAGGAGGCCCGCCGACGCCUGCUGGCCGCCAAGCGCGCCGCGUCCUUCCGCCAGAGCUCGGCCGGCGAGCACGCGGACAGCAUCGAGAUCUACAUCCCGGAGGCGCAGACCCGGCUCUAGGGCCGCCGCGCCGCCCCGCCCUCCCCCCGGCCCUCCGCACCCACGCCUGUGCAGGUGGCCCCGCCCCCAUCCCGUGCCGUCUGCCCGCCCUCGCCAUCCGUCCUGGGUGCUGCUGGUCUCCGGGGCCCGCCGCGCCCGCCGCCAGAAGGACGUCUUUUUUACUCACCGGAUGUCUGACUCACAGCCGGCCGUGGGGGCGCGCUGGCCACUCCCCUCCCCGGAGCGCGGGGCUCGCCUCUGGGGGUGGGAGCCGGCUCACCUUUUGUUAUUUCUAUUUUUUAUAAACUGUGAGAUAAUUAGAGGCGAGAAUAGCAAACGAGUACAAACGGGUGCAUCCCCCACUCCCUAGAGCGUUAGCCCCCCCCCC
Molecule: messenger RNA, 5269 nt
Organism: Phyllostomus discolor (pale spear-nosed bat)
Lineage: Eukaryota; Metazoa; Chordata; Mammalia; Chiroptera; Phyllostomidae
Gene: DLGAP2
Product: DLG associated protein 2
Exons: 22
Coding region: 1-4902 (1633 amino acids)
Biological process (GO): signaling
Cellular component (GO): glutamatergic synapse; postsynaptic specialization
Molecular function (GO): molecular adaptor activity
Source: RefSeq, a predicted model, not a curated record